UAUUGCCCCUUUCCCGGUGCGGGACACAGUUGAGAGAAAGAGUGUCAGGCCCGGGUGUUCUGUGUCCUUCCCCGGAGGAGGGACGAGGCGGACUUGACUCUUGGGCGCUAAGCCCAGGAGGGAGCCCCGGAGGCCGGCGUCCCUCUUGUCCUGCUAACCUCACGAUCUUCCCGUCUUCUACACCCGCCGCCACCUGGACAGCUCCGGACAGACUGCCUGGGCAGAGGUGGCGAUCUCGGCCACCGGGGCCGUGGCGAGGUCGCGGCCCUUGGGGCGGCGGUAGCGGCGUCAGCACUGGGGAGGAGGACGAGGGAAGAUGGCGUCGGAGCUAGAGCCGGAGGUGCCGGCAAUCGACCAGAGUUUGCUGGAAUGUUCGGCUGAGGAGACCGCGGGGAAAUGGCUGCAAUCAACUGACCUCACUAGAGAAGUCUACCAGCAUUUAGCUCACUAUGUACCCAAAAUCUACUGCAGGGGUCCCAACCCUUUUCCACAGAAAGAAGACAUGCUGGCACAGCAUGUUUUGUUGGGACCUUUGGAAUGGUACCUUUGUGGUGAAGAUCCUGCAUUUGGAUUUCCAAAACUUGAACAAGCAAACAAACCUUCUCAUCUUUGUGGUCGUGUUUUUAAAGUAGGAGAGCCUACAUACUCUUGCAGAGACUGUGCAGUUGAUCCUACUUGUGUUUUAUGCAUGGAGUGCUUUUUGGGAAGUAUUCACAGAGACCAUCGAUAUAGGAUGACAACAUCAGGAGGUGGAGGUUUCUGUGACUGUGGAGACACUGAAGCUUGGAAAGAGGGUCCUUACUGUGAAAAACAUGAACUUAACACCUCUGAAACUGAGGAGGAAGAGGAUCCUCUUGUUCAUUUACCAGAAGAUGUGGUAGCAAGAACUUACAACAUUUUUGCUAUUAUGUUUCAUUAUGCAGUAGAGAUAUUAACUUGGGAAAAAGAAAGUGAAUUGCCAGCAGAUUUAGAGAUGGUAGAGAAGAGUGAUACUUACUAUUGCAUGCUGUUUAAUGAUGAGGUUCAUACCUAUGAACAAGUUAUUUAUACUCUUCAGAAAGCUGUUAACUGUACACAAAAAGAAGCCAUUGGCUUUGCAACUACAGUAGAUCGAGAUGGACGUAGGUCUGUUCGAUAUGGAGACUUCCAGUAUUGUGAGCAAGCAAAAUCAGUAAUUGUGAGAAAUACCAGUAGACAGACAAAGCCACUUAAAGUUCAAGUUAUGCAUUCAUCUAUUGUCGCGCAUCAGAAUUUUGGUUUGAAACUUUUGUCUUGGCUGGGAAGCAUUAUUGGAUAUUCAGAUGGUCUUCGCCGAAUUUUAUGCCAAGUUGGUUUACAAGAAGGGCCAGAUGGUGAAAACUCUUCUCUCGUGGAUAGAUUGAUGCUUAAUGAUUCCAAAUUGUGGAAAGGUGCUAGGAGUGUGUAUCAUCAGUUGUUCAUGAGCAGUCUGCUUAUGGAUUUGAAAUACAAGAAACUGUUUGCUGUUCGAUUUGCAAAGAAUUACCAGCAGUUGCAGAGAGAUUUUAUGGAGGAUGAUCACGAGCGAGCAGUGUCCGUGACUGCUCUGUCUGUCCAGUUCUUCACCGCACCUACUCUGGCUCGGAUGCUCAUCACAGAAGAAAACCUGCUGACCAUUAUCAUUAAGACUUUUAUGGAUCAUUUGAGACAUCGCGAUGCCCAGGGCAGAUUUCAGUUUGAACGGUAUACUGCUUUACAAGCCUUCAAAUUUAGAAGAGUUCAGAGCCUUAUAUUAGACCUCAAGUAUGUGUUGAUUAGCAAACCAACGGAAUGGUCAGAUGAUCUGAGGCAGAAAUUCCUAGAAGGAUUUGAUGCCUUUUUGGAAUUACUCAAAUGUAUGCAGGGAAUGGAUCCAAUUACACGUCAAGUUGGACAGCACAUUGAAAUGGAACCAGAGUGGGAAGCAGCCUUCACAUUGCAGAUGAAAUUAACACAUGUUAUUUCAAUGAUGCAGGACUGGUGUGCUUUAGAUGAAAAAGUGUUAAUUGAAGCUUACAAGAAAUGCCUUGCUGUGCUGAUGCAGUGUCAUGGUGGUUUUACUGAUGGUGAACAGCCAAUCACAUUAAGCAUUUGUGGACAUUCAGUGGAAACUAUCAGAUACUGUGUUUCUCAAGAAAAAGUUAGCAUUCACCUCCCAGUUUCCCGCUUACUUGCAGGUUUGCAUGUAUUAUUAAGCAAAAGUGAAGUGGCGUAUAAAUUUCCAGAGCUCCUACCUCUAAGUGAACUUAGCCCACCCAUGCUGAUAGAACAUCCUCUUAGAUGUCUUGUUUUAUGUGCCCAAGUACAUGCAGGAAUGUGGAGAAGAAAUGGAUUCUCUCUAGUAAAUCAGAUUUAUUACUACCAUAAUGUGAAAUGCAGACGUGAAAUGUUUGACAAGGAUAUAAUAAUGCUCCAGACAGGUGUCUCUAUGAUGGAUCCAAAUCAUUUCCUGAUGAUAAUGCUCAGCCGCUUUGAACUUUAUCAGAUUUUCAGUACUCCAGACUAUGGGAAAAGACUUAAUUCUGAGAUGACCCAUAAGGAUGUAGUUCAGCAAAACAAUACUCUAAUAGAAGAAAUGCUGUACCUCAUUAUAAUGCUGGUUGGAGAGAGAUUUACUCCAGGAGUUGGACAGGUAAAUGCUACAGAUGAAAUUAAGAGAGAGAUAAUCCAUCAAUUGAGCAUCAAACCUAUGGCUCAUAGUGAAUUGGUAAAGUCUUUACCUGAAGAUGAGAACAAGGAGACUGGCAUGGAGAGUGUCAUUGAAGCAGUUGCCCAUUUCAAGAAACCUGGAUUAACAGGAAAAGGCAUGUAUGAACUGAAACCAGAGUGUGCCAAAGAGUUCAAUUUGUAUUUCUAUCACUUUUCAAGGGCAGAGCAGUCCAAGGCAGAGGAAGCUCAACGGAAAUUGAAAAGACAAAAUAGAGAAGAUACAGCACUUCCACCUCCAAUUUUGCCUCCAUUUUGCCCUCUCUUUGCAAGCCUGGUUAACAUUUUGCAGUCAGACGUCAUGUUGUGCAUCAUGAGAACAAUACUGCAGUGGGCUGUGGAACAUAAUGGAUAUGCCUGGUCUGAGUCCAUGCUGCAAAGGGUGUUACAUUUAAUUGGAAUGGCACUACAAGAAGAAAAACAGCAUUUGGAGAAUGUCAUGGAAGAGCAUGUAGUAACAUUUACCUUCACUCAGAAGAUAUCAAAGCCUGGUGAAGCACCAAACAACUCUCCUAGCAUAUUAGCAAUGCUGGAAACAUUGCAGAACGCUCCCUACCUAGAAGUCCACAAAGAUAUGAUUAGGUGGAUAUUAAAGACUUUUAAUGCUAUUAAGAAAAUGAGGGAGAGUUCAUCCACCAGUCCUGUGGCCGAGGCGGAAGGAACCAUAACAGAAGAGAGUUCAAGAGACAAAGACAAAGCUGAGAGGAAGAGAAAAGCCGAGAUUGCCAGGCUGCGCAGAGAAAAGAUCAUGGCCCAGAUGUCCGAGAUGCAGCGGCACUUUAUUGAUGAAAACAAAGAACUCUUCCAACAGACAUUAGGACUCGAUGCCUCUAACUCUGCUGUUCUUGAUAAUAGCCCUAUGGUUUCAGAUGUGACACUUAUGGCUUUGGGUCCAGCACAAACUCAAGUCCCUAAACAGAGACAAUUUGUUACCUGUAUAUUGUGUCAAGAAGAGCAAGAGGUAAAGGUGGAAAGCAAGGCAAUGGUCCUAGCAGCAUUUGUUCAAAGGUCAACUGUAUUAUCAAAAAACAGAAAUAAAGUCAUUCAGGAUCCAGAAAAAUAUGAUCCACUAUUCAUGCACCCUGAUCUGUCUUGUGGAACACACACUGGUAGCUGUGGACACAUUAUGCAUGCCCAUUGUUGGCAAAGGUAUUUUGAUUCCGUUCAAGCUAAAGAACAGCGAAGGCAACAGAGAUUACGCUUACAUACAAGCUAUGAUGUAGAAAAUGGAGAAUUCCUUUGUCCUCUUUGUGAGUGCUUGAGUAACACUGUUAUUCCUCUGCUGCUUCCCCCAAGAAAUGUUUUUAACAACAGGUUAAAUUUUUCAGAUCAACCAAAUCUUACUCAGUGGAUUAGAACCGUAUCUCAGCAAAUAAAAGCAUUACAGAUUCUUAGGAAAGAAGAAAGUAUUCCUAACAUUGCUUCUUCAAAGAACUCCAAAAAUAUGGAUAAAUUACAGCUCCCUGAAGGAUUUAGGCCUGACUUUCAUCCUAAGAACCCAUAUUCUGACAGCAUAAAGGAAAUGCUAACAACAUUUGGAACUGCUAUUUACAAGGUGGGACUAAAGGUUCAUCCCAAUGAAGAGGAUCCCCGUGUGCCCCUAAUGUGUUGGGGUAGUUGUGCAUACACCAUCCAAAGCAUAGAAAGAAUUUUAAGUGAUGAAGAUAAACCAUUAUUUGGUCCUUUGCCUUGCAGACUGGAUGACUGUCUUAGGUCACUAACUAGAUUCGCUGCAGCACAUUGGACAGUGGCAUUACUUUCAGUGGUGCAAGGACACUUUUGUAAACUUUUUGCGUCGUUGGUGCCUGAUGACAAUUAUGGAGACCUUCCAUGCAUAUUAGAUAUUGACAUGUUUCAUUUAUUGGUGGGCUUGGUGCUUGCUCUCCCUGCAUUGCAUUGUCAGGAUUUUUCAGGGAUCAGCCUUGGCACUGGAGACCUCCAUGUUUUCCACCUGGUUACCAUGGCACACAUCAUACAGAUCCUACUUACCUCGUGUACAGAAGCAAAUGGCAUGGAUCAAGAAACUCCUGCUGGUGAAGAAGAAUUAGCAGUUCUUGCUUUGUAUAAAACACUUCGCCAGUGUACAGGAAGUGCCUUGAAAGAAACACCCUCUGGCUGGCAUCUCUGGAGGAGCGUCCGAGCUGGAAUCAUGCCUUUUCUGAGGUGCUCUGCUUUGUUUUUUCAUUACUUAAAUGGAGUUCCCGCACCGCCUGAAAUUCAAGUUUCUGGAACGAGGCAUUUUGAACUUCUCUGCAACUACCUUUCCCUACCAAACAACCUCAUUUCCCUUUUUCAAGAAAAUAGUGAGAUAACAAAACUACUGAUUGAAAGUUGGUGUCAGAACAUUGAAGUUAAGAGAUAUCUGGAAGGUGAAAGAGAUGCUAUCAGCUAUCCAAGAGAAUCUAACAAAUUAAUAGGCCUUCCAGAGGAUUACAGCAGCCUCAUUAAUCAAGCAUCUAAUUUCUCGUGCCCCAAAUCAGGCGGUGAUAAGAGCCGAGCCCCAACUCUGUGCCUUGUGUGUGGAACUUUGCUGUGCUCCCAGAGCUACUGCUGUCAGACUGAACUGGAAGGGGAGGAUGUGGGAGCUUGCACGGCUCACACCUACUCCUGUGGUUCUGGAGUGGGCAUCUUCCUGAGAGUACGGGAAUGUCAGGUGCUAUUUUUAGCCGGCAAAACCAAAGGCUGUUUUUAUUCUCCUCCUUACCUUGAUGACUAUGGAGAGACUGACCAGGGGCUCAGACGGGGAAAUCCUUUACAUUUGUGCAAAGAGCGAUUUAAGAAGAUUCAGAAGCUCUGGCACCAGCACAGUAUCACAGAGGAAAUUGGACACGCACAGGAAGCAAAUCAGACACUGGUUGGCGUUGACUGGCAACAUUUAUAAUCACUGCGCUACCAAAAACAUAAACUUGGAUUUUUGUAACUUAGCAGCUUUUCAAGAAAGAAUAGGAAAUAAGUUCUACUGGAUUUGGAAAUAAAUUCUUUAGUUAAGCUUUUCUUCCCAGUUUUAUUUUUAUAGUCUCUGGCUCCAUGGGCUGAUGAAAAUCAUCUUCCGUCAGCAUAUUUUCUUGCACUGUUUGCUGUUUCCCUCAAACAUAACUUCUUGUGAGGAGCUUCUCUUCCUAAGCUGGACACAGCCCCACUGCGAGCGUGACUGCAGCUGACCGUUCCAGUAGUCUGAGCCACGGUACGUUACCGAUCACAGGGCACUCGGGCCUGAAGCUGAUUCACCAGCAGGAGGAAGCAGUCUCUGUAAUGUAUCUGGGUCACAUUUCCUGGUUCCUCUCGGUGAUUCUCAGCAUGGACUGGGUCAGUGUCCCCUCUGCUGACAGGACCCUACCUCUGAGAACAGAGCAGCGGAUUUGGAAAGCAGCAUUCCCUCACCUGCGUCAGCUGAGGGAGGACAGCGGGCAGCUGUGCCUGAGGAACCCCUGGGAGGAAGGGGAGAAGGUUGUUGCUUCGAAUGCUGGGUACUUUUCAGAGCUGUGGAAGGUUGGAAUUUUUUUCUUUUUUUCUUUUUCGGCAAGACUUCUGGCUUUGAGAGAAAAAACUCAUUUUAAAGGGCUUUUUGAAAACAGAGUAUCCUAAUUUUUCAGAUAAUAUAUUCUCUUAUUUCUAAGACUAAAUGGAAGAGUUUAUGCAUCUAGAAUCAAACACUGGCCAAAAACAAAAACCGUGUUUUGAGGUUCCCACACCCCCAUCCCUACUCGCAUUUCGUGGAAUAGAUGGAUUGCUGUUGACCUGCCGGCUCACUUAGCGCAUUCCUGGGGACAGCCUGUAUGCCCAGGCUUUUUAUUCUUUUUAAACAUUAUUGUUUUUACUAAUAUUACAACUAUUAGAUUGUAACUAAUAGAUUAUAACUAUUAAGUACCACACAGCCGCUCUGGUUUUUGAUGUACAUGUGCUAAGAGCUUGAAUACGCACAGAGAGUGAUGGCAGAUUUAGUGGAGGAAUAAAUUCAGAGGCUCUUGGAUUUUUUUCAGCCAAUGCCAGUAACCCUUUCACUCGGUGUUUUUCUUUGAACUGUGUCUAAAAGUUCCUUUGCACUUGACUUUGUACACUCAACAGUGUGCCCAGAAAGAAGAUCAGAAAUCCAGACCUCAGGCUAAAAUAAGCGGGGAUGCAGAAGCUGCAUUCACUGUUUCCCCUCCGAGGUAGUUUUCUGAAAGGAUGACCGUGACCCCUCUUGCUUGGGACUGGCUCACCCAGCUGAGAGGAGGUGUCUCUCACCCUAUAGGAAGAAAAUCCAAAUUAAAGUGCAGUGCCUCCCCCCACCCUUUUCUGGCCUUUUCUCCAUUAGUAAGAUCUGGCAGUUAGGGCUGUGGGUGCAUAAUUAUUUUAAUGUCACAUCCCUGUUCCUUUAGCUUUUAAUUUCAGCUUCUCUUGGCUUUUCUCAAUAAUGUUCACCAGGAUUAAAUCUAAAAUGAUAAAGACCAGGUCUCUCCCUCAUAAAGGUAUUGUGGACAUUUUCAUCAAGUCAACCAUUUUCCAGCUUUCGGGACAGACAUCACAGAAGCCUGUUGUUAGCAGAGGGUGUCCCUGGAUUUCAUUCUCUAAGAAUGUCAGAGUCUGACAGAAGAUAAAUUUAGAAGAUGAAAUAAUGUUUGCAUCAUUAAGCUAAUUGUCUUCCCUACCUAACGAAUCAUCUUACGAUCUUUAUGAUUUGUUCCGCAUGUAUUAUGUUUAUUGUGGAAAUGUUUAUGUAACAUGCUUUCCAUAUCAGGGAAAAUCAUAUCUGUUUAAUAAAUUGGCUAUAACUAAUAUCUGUGGAAAACUUGUAAAAUUUGGGAUGUAUCAUAUGUAAAGAGUUUAAAGAUAUCCAAAUAAA
Molecule: messenger RNA, 7528 nt
Organism: Pteronotus mesoamericanus
Lineage: Eukaryota; Metazoa; Chordata; Mammalia; Chiroptera; Mormoopidae
Gene: UBR2
Product: ubiquitin protein ligase E3 component n-recognin 2
Exons: 47
Coding region: 317-5584 (1755 amino acids)
Biological process (GO): ubiquitin-dependent protein catabolic process via the N-end rule pathway
Molecular function (GO): ubiquitin protein ligase activity; zinc ion binding
Source: RefSeq, a predicted model, not a curated record